CUCUGUUUGCUCAAAGUGGGUGAAGUUUUUGUUGUUUGGAAGCAAUUCUUUUUGUAUAUACUUCAAUCAACCAUAGACGUUCUCUAAUUUACGUUUACAACACUGAAUAUUUUGACAGUUGUAUUCCAAUCGCAAAAUUCCAAUUUCAACUAAAACCGAAGUCGGUGCUUUCCACUAUUUCACUCCAAUCCAAACAGAAGAACGAAGACAUCGCGUUGACGAGUUUAGCUAAACGAAACAUAAUUCUGCAAAAAUGUCUAUAAAUAAAGAUAAAAAGUGGAGUGAACUUUCGAAAAUGGAGAAAUAUAUGUUUUUGGAAAAUACACCGACGGAUUGCACUUUUAUCGUUGGAAUCGCCAAAGACGAAAUAAAACGCAUACAAUGUCACAAGAAAGUCUUGGCAGAAUGCUCAGAGGUUUUCAAUUCGAUGUUCAAUGGAAAUUAUUUAGAAUCGGAAGAAAAUUGUGAAAUUCGUUUGAGUGAUGUUCAAUCUUAUGUGUUUGAAUAUUUUGUAAAUUUUGUCUAUUGGGACGAAAUGCCAUCAACAUGUUUUAAAAUAGAGCAUUUGCAGUUGUCCUAUUUAAGUGACAAAUACAUGAUAAGUUCUUUAAGCGAUAUAUGUGAAGAAUCGAUAACAAAUAGGGGAUUUGUUACAGUAUUUGAAUUAGUGGAGUGCCUAAAAUUUCCAAUUUCUGACAAGUGUAUGGAAAUAGUUUUUAAAUCUGCUGUAUUCAAUGCUGAUCCAAAAGUUCUACCGUCUUCGAUUAAUAAUUUAAAUCUAUCAUCCUUUUUAGUGCUUUUCGAAAUGCUUAGUACAAUACUAAGUAAACCAAAACUUUUUGAAAUGGUGGAAAAAUACAUCAAUAUCAAUUUUAUGGCAAAAAAAAAAUAUGUUAAAAAUGUAAACGAUAUAGAAAUACUAAGUGGGGUGAAUAAAAUUAUAAUUAAAAAAUUAUUAUUAAAGAUUAAAUUGGAGGAUAUGACCUCAAGAGAGUUUGUGGACGGACCUAUGAAGUGUUCCUUUAUAGAUGCGCACACGAAAUUAAAUGCAUUAAUUGAAAUAUCUAAAAGAUACAUUCCUGAAUUGCCAAAGUUCACUUGUAAGAUGAACAAGUUCACUUGUAAGAUGAAUUGUCAUAAACUCCAUAUCUAUUAUUAA
Messenger RNA from Teleopsis dalmanni, 1159 nucleotides. RefSeq lists its product as uncharacterized. The record is from RefSeq and is a predicted model, not a curated record. Gene Ontology annotation, biological process: neurogenesis. NCBI's taxonomy places the organism in Eukaryota, Metazoa, Arthropoda, Insecta, Diptera, Diopsidae. Gene Ontology annotation, molecular function: protein binding. Gene Ontology annotation, cellular component: cytosol; P-body. The transcript is spliced from 2 exons. The coding region runs from base 254 to 1159 and encodes 301 amino acids.